Molecule: messenger RNA, 2945 nt
Organism: Nerophis lumbriciformis (worm pipefish)
Lineage: Eukaryota; Metazoa; Chordata; Actinopteri; Syngnathiformes; Syngnathidae
Source: RefSeq, a predicted model, not a curated record
CAAAAGCUUGUUUUUUUUGCCCCCCCCCCGUUGCUUGACCUCGACAGCGAGGAGAGAGAACUACAAGGUGUCAGAGCGUCUGCACACGCUCUCCUCCACAUGCUCUCAUGCUGCCUCGCGCCUCCACAUCUCUUCCGCCCUGCCUCCCAUUCUCCCGCUUGUUAUUCUGCCCGCUUUCUCCUCCGUCCGGGUGUCGCGAUGUCCACGUGAGGUGCGCGGCUGCGACUUGUGCCAGAUUAAAGACAAAAGCGGGGGCACAUGCUCGAUGAGGAGGUGAAGGAGAAGAAGAAGAAGAAGAAGAAGAAGAAAAAGAAGAAAAGGAGGAGGAGGCUGCUUAAACGUGCUCACAGGCUGCCGCUGUUGUUUUUCCCCUGUGAGUGCCUUCGUCCUGAGCAGAGCAACAGCAUGGAUCUCUCCUUCAUGGCCGCGCAGAUCCCAGUUAUGACGGGAGCCUUCAUGGACUCGUCGCCGAACGACGACUACAGCGGCGAGCACUCGCUCUUCAACUCGUCGGCCAGCGUCCACGCCGCCGCCUCCGCCGCCUCUGUGCAAGGCCAGCAGGACGAGUCGCAGUCCAUGUCCAGUGACGCCAUCUGGCUUUGGAUCGCCAUCGUCGCCACCAUUGGGAACAUCGUGGUGGUAGGCGUGGUCUAUGCCUGCACUUUCUGAUGCGCAAAGACCCAAUUCUUUGGGAACAUGUCCGGUUUUCCCGAGGGUCAGAGCGAAAGACUCGUUUCGUUGGACUCUACGAUUCUCUUGGAAACGGGACACCGAGAACCACUGGAACUUUAAUUCCUGCUAAGUUCGUUUCCAUGUCUCCCCUCAGUUGCCAUGCGGAGAUGGAGAUGCGAAUGGAUGUUAAAUGGGGCUUGAGAUCCGGGUUGAUCUGGGGCCAUCGCGAGCUUCCGCUGCCGCGAAGUAAUUUAGGACAGCACGGUUUAAUUAUGCCCCUGAACAUGGAUGGUGAAUCUUAAAAAAUUCAGAAGGCACUGGGAUUAUUUUCAUCUGAGGCGGCCCUGAGGCCCAACGCCAUUAGGCUUCAUAUAAGGAUACUUUGUGGACAUACAAAAAGUGAACAUUUCAACAUGGCUCAACUCCGCUUACCGCACACUGAAAAUCACACGACCAUCACAUUAUCAAAGCCCAUAUUUAACGAUGCAAUAACUCAAUUAGCACGACAACUUCCUCUUAUCCACACUGCUGAACAUUAUUAACCAGACGCUAUCUUCCACAGCUUUGGACCUACAGUACUGGACCUUCUCCCAGUUUUUGCAGCAAGCUGACAAGCUGCUUGCCGUGACCUUGAGGUGUUCAUUAGGACCAGCAAGUUAUGAUUUCCCUCCUAAAAACCUGCUAUUAUUGUCAUGAAGUGAUUAUGUUAGCCAGUGGCCACAACAUUGAUUAGUGUAAUGAUGCCUAGAGAGGAAUCAAUUUAACGAUGUGUGGUUUUGCAGGGGUGUAGAACCUACUGCCUUUCGCUAAAUAUUGUCAAGAAAAUAUGAGAAACAAACUAAAACCUACAAUGAACAUAUUGUUUAACAAAUAUAAUUAUGACAGGGUCAAUCAACACUGAGCAUUGUCAUAUUUGUUUCAGUUGGAUGUAUUGGAUCUCAUUAGAAUGUACACUAUAUUGCCAAAAGUAUUUGGCCACCUGCCUUGACUCACAUAUGAACUUGAAGUGCCAGCCCAUUCCUAACCCAUAGGGUCCACUUUUUGCAGCUAUUACAUCUUCAACUCUUCUGGGAAGGCUGUCCACAAGGUUGCGGAGUGUGUUUAUGGGAAUUUUCCACCAUUGAGGUCACACACUGAUGUUGGUCGAGAAGGCCUGGCUCUAAGUCUCCGUUCUAAUUCAUCCCAAAGGUGUUCUAUGGGGGUCAGGUCAGGACUCUGUGCAGGCCAGUCAAGUUCAUCCACACCAUGACUCUGUCAUUCAUGUCUUAAUGGACCUUGCUUUGUGCGCUGGUGCACAGUCAUGUUGGAAGAGGAAUGGGCCCGCUCCAAACUGUUCCCACAAGGUUGGGAGCAUGGAAUUGUCCAACAUGUUUUGGUAUCCUGGAGCAUUCGAAGUUCCUUUCACUGGAACUAAGGGGGCCAAGCCCAACUCCUGCAAAACAACCCCACACCAUAAUUCCUCUUCCACCAAAUUUCACAUUCGGCACGAUGCAGUCCGAAAUGUAGUGUUCUCCUGGCAACCUCCAAACCCAGACUGGCCCAUCAAAUUGCCAGAUGGAAAAGCGUGACUCAUCAGUCCAGAGAAGGCGUCUCCACUGCUCUAGAGUCCAGUGGCGACGUGCUUUACACCACUGCAUCCCACGCUUUGCAUUGGACUUGGUGAUGUAUGGCUUAGAUGCAGCUGUUCCGCCAUGGAAAUUAAUUCCAUGAAGCUCUCUGCGUACUGCACGUGGGCUAAUUGGAAGGUCACAUGAUGUUUGGAGCUCUGUAGCAACUGACUGUGCAGAAAGUCUUUGCACUAUGCGUUUCAGCAUCCGCUGACCCCUCUCUGUCAGUUUACGUGGCCUACCACUUGGUGGCUGAGUUGCUGUUGUUCCCAAACUCUUCCAUGUUCUUAUAAUAAAGCCGACAGUUGACUUUGCAAUAUUUAGGAGCGAGGACAUUUCAGGACUGGAUUUGUUGCACAGGUGGCAUCCUAUGACAGUUCCACGCUGGAAAUCACUGAGAGCGGCCCAUUCUUUCACAAAUGUUUGUAGGAACAGUCUCCAUGCCUAAGUGCUUGAUUUUAUACACCUGUGAUUAGCACACCUGAUUCUGAUCAUUCUGAUGGGUGGCCAAAUACUUUUGGCAAUACAGUGUACCUAAUGUUGUGGUCAGGAAAAAGGAGGUACGUGCAUUUGACUUUAUCUCCAUCGAAUAUAGUUUAAAUCAGAGUCGUGUAUAAAGAGAGUAUGGCCAACCCGGAUUCAGGCGAUCUUUCUCAAUGAUCGGUC